AUGUCCGACAAGAAGAAGAAACGGGAGCUGACGGAGCAUACUUGCGCCGAUGAGGGGGAAGAUGAUCAGCCAUUUAUGCCUAUCCCCAUCAACAAAAGGACGGAUCCGCCUCUAAACGACAAGGAUGCAGAAAGGGACAAGAAAGAGCCGGUGUCGGGCCCGGAGGUGAGCAAGGAGAGCGACAAGACGAGCGAGGGUGUCUCUCCGAAAGCGCCCACGCCCUCCACACCGUCCGCUUCGAGUGUUGAUGGCACGAGUCCGGUGGAGGUGACGGCUAUGGGGACGGUGAGUGUCGGUGCCCCGCCAACAUCGCCCGACCCAAAAUCAUUGCCCUCUCCGACCCCGCCUUCGCUGAUGCCGGCGGUCAUGACGAAGGACGACAAGCGAGACGACCCGAAGCGCAGUAUCCAUCGGAAGGACCGCACCCGCGACAACGCCACCGUCACCCAGGCCGACGUCGAUGUUGACAAAUUCCCGCCGAUCCAGCUGCGGCCUGCUACCGCUGUGCCCUCCUCGUCCAAGUCCAAUUCGGGAAAAGGGUCUGGUCCCUUUAUGCCGAAGGCUACUCGCACUCGCGCCUCUCAGAUCCAGACCCGGAACAAUCGCACCCCUCCGCCAACGGCCAAAAAACCCGGCACGUUCUCUGGUCGCAAACGAUCAACCAACAAAGACAACUUCGCCCCACCUCCGCCUGCGGCGCCCGCGCCGCCGCCACCUCCACCACCCCAACGCUCCAAAAUGGACAACAAAGUGGACGAAGAGCUGGCCAUCCAGAAUUCGAUCCAGCUCCAGGAUGAGGAAUAUUGGACGCUUGUCGACCAGACGGUCAUCAAUCGCGAGUACUUCCACGGCUACUUCACCAUGCACUACAUUACGAAAAUGUUGAGGCAGCCCGGCGAUUAUAUUCUUGGGAUCUUGCCGUACAACAAUGAAAAGAAGGGGUGGCAUCUGGCUAGCGGCAUUGGGUUGUGUGUUGCGUUUCGCGACAUUCGCUUCAUCCCGAUCAAAGGCGGAAAGCGCAAACAAUACCGAUUCAAGGGAGGCAAGGUGACGAAGCCGACGGUCCAAGAACUCGUCGCCGAAUAUGCUUGUGGACAAGGCCUUCCGCAGCCCUUUGACAAUGGCGUCGAGAGGCUUGUCUAUCUCACCAGGCCUGUCUCUCGCGCGGCGUACAUCCUGCCACACAAACGCGUCCAGUUGCACGACCGCAUCGGUGGCGGCAAUUUCGGAGUCGUCUACAAUGGCACGCUGCUUGAUAGGAAUAAGAAGUUCAACGUCGCCGUCAAGAUUUUCAAGCCGUCCACCCUGUCAGCGGGCCCGGGGACCAAUCGCACCAAGGACAUUCUGCACCAGAAAAAGUUUCUCGAAGAGGCCUACGUGAUGUGGCAGUUGAAGCACCCUAAUAUUGUGCAUUUCUUUGGGAUCUGCUCGUUGAAGCCGGCUCUGAUGAUCAUCAUGGAAUACUGCACGGGUGGCUGUGUCCGCAGCUAUCUCCAGAAACAAGGGGAUACUGUCCCAGUUUCGGUGAAGAAUCGUUUCGCGAUCGAGGCCUGCGAGGGGCUGAAAUAUUUGACGAACCGCGAUUUCGUUCACCGCGACGUGGCUGCCCGGAACUGUUUGAUUGACGAGAACCUGACGUUGAAAGUGGCAGACUUUGGCUUGACGACCGACGCGGAGGUUCUCCGCCGCAAGGGCGACAACGCGAACGCCAUGGUUCUACCGAUCAAAUGGGCUUCCCCGGAGGUUUUGCGAAGCGGUGACUUCUCUUGGGCCAGCGAUGUGUGGGCGUUCGGGGUGAUGCUGUUCGAGCUGUACAACGAGGCACGCGAGCCUUAUACGGGCCUUCGCAACCGUAUCGUGCGCGAGGAGCUUCUCAAAGGCGCCGGCUUUCGCAUGGAGCUGCCCCCAAGCAUCCCGCUUCCGAUCCGCAGCCUGAUGAUGCGAUGCUGGGAAGAGGUCCCCAUGAAGCGCCCCAACUUCACCGCGCUGGCCGACGAGCUCCGCAAGGCGAAACGGCUGAUCGAGGAAAAC
This is a messenger RNA of Mesorhabditis spiculigera, 2031 nucleotides long. Lineage: Eukaryota; Metazoa; Nematoda; Chromadorea; Rhabditida; Rhabditidae. The record is from the annotation of a GenBank genome assembly.